AUGACGCUGGGCGCCAAACGGCCCCGAGUCAACCUCCGACAGGGCCUCGACCGCGAUGUCUACCAGAUUCUCAAAAAGCUUGAAGACGCUAACGAUGGCAAAUCUUUCAGGAGCGUCUCUACCGCUUACGACGCCAUCAAACAUUCCAAUUCAAGCCUCAGCCGACAGAAGAAGCGCCCCUUGGAGGAUUCGAUCGUGCGAGUGCUACAGUUUCGAAAGCAAGAAUUGAGCGAUUCGAGCGAUUCAGAGGCUGCUCUCGAGGAACCGGCGAAACCCGAGGACGACCGAUUCUUGCUCAAUCGCCAAAUGACGAAGCAUUGGCAUACGGCCCAGAGCCCGUCGGGCCAGAAUUCGACACCGCAGAACACGACCACAAGCGAAGCUCCGCGCGCCGUCAAGAAGCGCCGACUACAAGAAGAUGGCCAAGAACCAGCAGCGAACGGUGCGACAACGCCAAAGGGCGCCUUGACGGAUACCGAUGCGCCGGCCAUGGAAAAGUCAGACAAGGACAAGACCAAGAAGGCCUCAAAGUCAAGCCGCUUCAGAGUCGAACAUCCUUCGGAUCCUCUACUUCUCGGUGGUGUGAGCGAUAUCUAUUCAGACCUAAUGCGCAUCACUGAGCCCGCGCUCAAAUGGCCCGAGUUGUAUGCGACCAAGAGUUGGCGAAAAGUGCCAGGUAUUCUAUUGUCAGGCCCGCCAGGCAUUGGCAAGAAGUCAUUGGUCAAGUCUCUUGCGGCCAAACUUGAGGUCCCAAUUGUUUCUCUUGGGGGUUGCUUUGAGGACCCUGAACGCAUGGAAAGGAGCUUGAACGAUGCGAUUGAUGAAGCAAUGAGGCUCGCCCCUUGUAUUGUCCUCAUUGAGCAACUCGAUUGGUACAUGUCGAAACCAGGAGGCAGCGGGCACAACGAGAGUCACCGUCGGACCGUUACACAGUUUAUGCGACAGAUGCAACGGCUAAAGGCGGAUCAAGAGAAGGACGGACACGUUCUGGCCAUGGCGACGACUUCGAGGAUCACGGAUGUCGACCCUACGGUGUUGAAAGAGGGUUUGUUUGAGCGCACAAUUCAGAUGAGGAUACCCGACCUCGAGGCUCGACAGGAUAUCUUCAAACACAUCACACGAGGCAUGCAACUCGCCGAGGAUGUCGACUUCCAGGCACUGGCGAAGAUGACACACGGCUUCGUUGGUGCAGAUAUUGUCGUUGUCACGACGCUGGCUCAAGACGCUACAAUAGAGCGAAUCAGGAACAUGGACGAGUAUCGGAACUGCUUUCUCAGCUUGGACGAACCUAUUAUCGACCCAUCAGCAGACCUUAUGGAACUCGCCGAUCAAGCACCUCGUCCACCUUUUCCAGAACCCCCUGAGACUCCGGUAACUCUAGAGGACUUCAAGGCGGCCAUCAAGGUCUUCACGCCCUCGCUCCGCAAGGAAGGCUUCACAGUCAUCCCCAGCGUCACAUGGGACCAGGUCGGUGCCCUCGAGCAGGUCCGCAACCAGCUCGACAUGUCCAUCAUUGGGCCCAUCAAGAACCCAGAACUCUAUCUUGGCGCCGGUAUCAACCGCCCAGCUGGAUGUCUCCUCUGGGGACCUCCCGGCUGUGGCAAGACCCUUGUUGCUCAGGCCGUCGCCAACGAAGCACAGGCGAGCUUCAUCCUCAUCAACGGUCCCGAGCUACUCAACAAGUACGUGGGCGAGUCGGAGCGUGCUGUGCGUGAGCUGUUCAACCGCGCCCGCUCUUCCACACCCUGUAUCCUCUUCUUUGACGAGAUGGAUUCACUCGUGCCGAGGCGUGAUAACUCUUCCACCGAAGCUGGUGCUCGAGUUGUCAAUGCACUGCUGACAGAGCUUGAUGGCGCUCGUGAUCGUGCUGGCGUGUACGUCAUCGGCACAACCAACCGUCCGGAUAUGAUAGAUCCGGCGAUGCUUCGACCUGGCCGUCUCAGCGUUCAGCUCUUCCUGGAUCUCCCAACAACAGACGAACGAGUCGACAUCCUACACGCCAUCUACCGCACAAAUCAUCCAUCAGCCACACCAACUGAACUCAACCACCUCGAGCCCGUCGCACGGGACAAGCGGUGUGACGACUUUAGCGGUGCUGAUCUGGAUGGAUUACACAUCCGGGCUGCCGAGAACACUGUGAAGCGUGUGUUGAAGGGCGAGAAGAAGAAGCCAGAGAUUGAUGAGCAGGACUGGGAAUAUGCCCUGACGACGACACGUCGUAGUGUGCGCAACCCAGAGUCGUACAGGAAACUGGAAGCCAAGAUGAGGGAGUCUAACUGA
Fusarium vanettenii 77-13-4 is the source of this 2280-nucleotide messenger RNA. RefSeq lists its product as uncharacterized. Gene Ontology annotation, cellular component: nucleus. The transcript has a single exon. The record is from RefSeq and is a predicted model, not a curated record. Gene Ontology annotation, biological process: ribosome biogenesis. Gene Ontology annotation, molecular function: ATP binding; preribosome binding; RNA binding. Bases 1 to 2280 code for a protein of 759 amino acids. NCBI's taxonomy places the organism in Eukaryota, Fungi, Ascomycota, Sordariomycetes, Hypocreales, Nectriaceae.